Aaosphaeria arxii CBS 175.79 is the source of this 2012-nucleotide messenger RNA. Its product is annotated as DUF1446-domain-containing protein. The transcript is spliced from 3 exons. The record is from RefSeq and is a predicted model, not a curated record. Lineage: Eukaryota; Fungi; Ascomycota; Dothideomycetes; Pleosporales. The coding region runs from base 130 to 1953 and encodes 607 amino acids.
GUCUCCGAGGUACAUCAUGGAUGAUCAAUGCGCUUCAAUGGUAGAAUAUAUUUCGUUCUUGAUGCGUCCAACUGCUUUCAAUGAAGUACACGCACCCAGUACUUUAUAUCCCCCACAAUUCGUUCCAGGAUGGUUGGCAACCGGCCUAUUCGCAUAGCAGGAUGCUCCGGCUCCACAACCGACCGUCGAGAUGCGAUGCGAUUAUUAGCUUCCAAUUAUGAGAAUGAUCCAAUUGAUGUUUUCGCCGGAGAUUGGAUGAGUGAAGGCAAUAUGACUGUCAGAGCUGGUUCUAAGAUCAAUGGCCAAAUGGAUGCCUAUGAACCAACGUUUCUCGAAGCUCUUGAACCUGCACUUCCAUGCAUCGCGAAGUAUCGGAUCAAGGUUGCCGUCAAUGCCGGGGCGUCCGAUACGGAGAAGCUCCACAAGGUCGUCCAAAAGAUGGUAAAGGGCAGGGGACUAAACCUUAAUGUGGCCUGGAUUUCAGGUGAUGAGGUACUUCCUCAACUUUUAGAGUCCCAAAGACGUGGCGAAUCUCCGUUUGAGAACAUAUGCACCGGUGAAAUCCUAGGAGAUUGGAAAUUUGAGCCCAUGUACGCUCAAGCGUAUCUUGGAGGACUUGGAAUAGCGGCAGCCUUUGAGAAAGGAGCGGACAUUGUGGUUUGUGGAAGAGUAUCUGAUGCAAGCCCUGUCAUUGGAGCCGCGUACUGGUGGCACAAGUGGAACCGCUCCGAUGUGGACAAACUGGCGAACGCUUUUGUGGCUGGCCAUCUCUCUGAAUGUUCAAGUUAUAGCACCGGUGGAAACUUCACCGGAUUCCAGCACUUGGAGUCUCUGGGCUGGGAGAACAUUGGCUUCCCAAUCGUCGAGAUUUCUAAUUCGGGGGAGGUUAUCGUUACGAAGAAUGCAGGCUCCGGAGGCGAAGUUUCGGUGGAUACCUUGACAUCCCAAUUCCUGUACGAGAUCCAAGGACCUUGGUAUUACAAUUCGGAUGUAACCGCAAUCCUGGAUAAUAUCUCAUUUGAACAUAUAUCGGCGAACCGGAUAGCAUUAAGAGGUGUCAAAGGAGCGCUGCCACCUCCUACUACGAAAGUAGGCAUAACAGCGAAGCCGUUGUAUCAAGCAGAGAUGCACUGGUUCAUAACAGGUCUCGAUGUCCACGCAAAAGCCCGAAUGGCCGAGACCCAGGUUCGUAUAUUACUCGGUAAUCAUAUCAAUAACUUCGCCCAUCUCGAAUUUCAGAUACUCGGAUCGGUACCAGAUAAUCCAACAAAUCAAAACGCUGCCACUGUUGAUCUCCGGAUCAUUGCUCAGGCAAGGAAAGCCGAAGACCUAGCGCCCGCUAAGUUUGUGCGUCCCUGUAUCGACCCUAUCAUGUGCGCCUAUCCUGGUGCAACGCCUCAUCUCGACCUUCGACAAGCCUUCCCGAAGGAGGUUUAUGAAUACUAUGUCACUUUGAUUCCACAAUCGAAAUUGCUUCAUCGAGCACAUCUACAAUCAGGAGAAUCAAUUGACAUUCCACCUCCUUCGAAUACGAAGACUUAUCCAAAGCAGCAACCCACCCAGGACGUCACAGCGAAUAUUCGCGAUCUAUCAUCAUUUGGUGCCACCGUACGAGCGCCUCUCGGCACAAUCGUCCACGCCCGCUCUGGCGAUAAAGGCUCCGAUUGCAAUGUUGGCUUUUGGGUCAGAUAUCAAGAUGAAUAUGCUUGGCUGCAGAACCUGCUGUCUGUCCAAUUCAUGAAAGACUUGCUAGCAGAGGAGUACAAAGGCGGCCGAGUAGAGAGAUUCGAGUUUCCUGGUCUCAAGGCUGUGCAUUUCCUGCUCAGAGAUCAUCUUGAUAGGGGCGUUAGUUGCACAUUGAGCGUAGAUUUCUUGGGCAAGAAUUGUGCUGAGUACCUCAGGUGUCGGCAAGUGGACAUUCCUCUUGUCUUCAUUGCCAGGGGUAGAAUCUAAAUAACAUAAUGCCAACGGGUGAAGCUUUUCAAUUGGAUCUCUACUAAUCUACAUUGACC